Messenger RNA from Nothoprocta perdicaria, 2957 nucleotides. It is a transcript of the gene SUN2, whose product is annotated as Sad1 and UNC84 domain containing 2. The transcript is spliced from 17 exons. The record is from RefSeq and is a predicted model, not a curated record. Gene Ontology annotation, cellular component: meiotic nuclear membrane microtubule tethering complex; nuclear envelope. NCBI's taxonomy places the organism in Eukaryota, Metazoa, Chordata, Aves, Tinamiformes, Tinamidae. Bases 10 to 2361 code for a protein of 783 amino acids. Gene Ontology annotation, molecular function: protein-membrane adaptor activity. Gene Ontology annotation, biological process: nuclear envelope organization.
UCGGGCGCCAUGUCCCGCCGCAGCCAGCGCCUGGGCACCUCGCGCUACUACGCGGGCGAUGAGGACGCGGCCGCCAGCAGCAGCGGCGGCAGCAGCUCCCUGCCGGGCGGGCUGCAGCCCCCCUUCAAGGAGGCCGCCCCCAGAACCAUCAGGAGGAAAUCGAGCAGCAUGAAGCGCCUCUCGCCCGGCCCCAGCACCCAGACCACCUACUACAGCGAGUCCAUGAUGAGCGAGUCCUACCUGGGCGGCAGCAGGCCGCUCUCRGCCCUGGGCAGCUCGGCCUUCGACRACGGCCUGGACAGCAGCAGCUUCUGGGGUGGGGAGCUCUCGAUGAGGAGGAGAAGAGGGACGGGGGAUACCGAGGCCAGUAAAACCAACGGGCUGGUGGAGAGCAAGACGUACGACACGUACGCCUCCUCGUCCGGCUACUCCUCGGAAGAYGACUAUGGUGGUCACUUUAGCUCGGGCCAGAGCAGCUCCGGGUCGGGGCUCCGGAGCGCAGCCUCCCGCRUCGGCUCCUUCCUCUGGCACGUGCUCACCUCUCCGGGUGAGUGUGGGCAUACGGGUGGCUUCCCACGGCACCUUGAUGCUUUGUGGGGCUCUGCCCUCCCCACGAGACCGCGAGCACUAUUGCCUGCUCGGGUGGAUGCUCCUUGGGUAGAUCCGUCUCUCACAGCCCGGUUCCUGGGCUGGCUGCUCUUGGGGGUCAGAGGCGCGUGGCGCCGGCUCGGCGGCGGAGCUGCCCCGAUGGACGGCAUUGCCCCGCGGAGCUCUCCCUACCGAUCCCCCAUUUCUGGCUCGAGCCCAAAGGAGGGCCACGCAUGGGAGAAGGCAGCUGCGGCCGCACAGGCGCCUCUUUCUUCUCGCCUCUCCAGAGGCUGUUCGGCUCUGAAGAAGUUCCUGCUGCUGCUGCUGCUCCUGCUGCUCCUCGCUGCGGUCGCCUAUGCCACUUGGUAUUUCUACCCGUAUGGCCUGUCCACGCUCAGCUUCCCUGCGUUUCCCUGGGGAUCUGCCAGAGUCUCCUCCCCUGGAGGAGCUGACGUGCAGGGAGCUUGGGACCUGACUGCCCUGGAUCAGGGGCCGAGCGGGACGCCGCAGCUCCUGGCGCGGCUGCAGGCCCUGGAGCAGCGGCUCGAGGCGCUGGAGGCCGAGGCGUCGCGGUGGCGGCCGCGGAGGGGCGAGCUGCAGCAGGGGGACGCGCUGGCGCUGCUCGAGGGGCUGCUGAGCCGGCGGCAAGAGGAGCUCGCGGAGCACGUGCGCCGCGGCCAGGGAGAGCUGGACGCCCUCCGAGCCCAGGUGCAGGGCGAUUUGAACGAGCGCCUGGGGAAGGUCGCGCAAGCCUCGCAGGAGAUGGAGGCCCGCUUGCUCAAGCUGAACUCGGAGUGGCAGAGCUCCACGCAGGAGGCCCUGAGGGGGAGCUUCCAGMAGGACAUGGACAAACUGGAGCGGGAGCUGGCGGGCCUGAAGAGGGAGCUGGCACUCCURAAGUCGGACCAGGAGGUGGUGGGGAAGCACAUGGAGGUCAUGCUGGAGCAGAUCAAGGGAGUGCGAACAGACGUGGAAGGACAGAUCCCAGCCUGGGUGAGCCAGUUCUUGUCGCAGCCACGGCGGGACGGUGCAGCCGGCCUCUUCCUGCAGCGGGAAGACUUGCAAGCUGAGCUCCAGGCCCUGGAGCGCAGGAUCCUCGCCAAGGUCUUGGAGGAGCGGGCGCUUUCGGCACAGGACGCCCAGGCUGGCAUUGGAGUGGCCCUGCAGCACGGGGGCAUGGCAGGCGUCACKGAGGAGCAAGUGCACCGCAUCGUGGAGCAGGCCCUGCGGCGCUACAGCGAGGACCGCGUGGGCAUGGUGGACUACGCGCUGGAGUCGGCAGGGGCCAGCGUCAUUAACACCCGCUGCUCGGAGACCUACGAGACCAAGACGGCGCUGCUGAGCCUCUUCGGGAUCCCGCUGUGGUACCACUCGCAGUCCCCGCGCGUCAUCCUGCAGCCAGACGUCAACCCYGGGAACUGCUGGGCAUUCCGUGGAUCCCAGGGCUUUGCGGUGAUCCGCCUCUCCAGCCCCAUCCGUCCCACGGCUGUGACGCUGGAGCACAUCCCGAGAAACCUCUCGCCCCAGGGGACCAUCCCUAGUGCUCCCAAGGACUUCACUGUCUACGGUUUGAAAGAGGAAAGAGAGGAGGAGGGCGCCCUCCUUGGACAGUUCACCUACAACCACGAUGGUGACCCCAUCCAGACGUUCUACUUGAAGAGUGAAGAUGGGGCCACGUUCCAGCUGGUGGAGCUCCGGAUCCUGAGCAACUGGGGGCACCCCGAAUACACCUGCAUCUACCGCUUCCGCGUGCACGGGGAGCCAGUGCACUGACCCCCCCGCCCGACCGUCCGUCCCGGCCGGCCGCCCCGGUCCCGCACGGGCAGCGCGGGAUGAUGGCGCAGGGAGGAGGCUGCCUGGAAGAGAGCGACAGGGAAUUCGUCCAUUUUUUUGCYGCUUCACAUGUAAAAAAACGCUGGGAGGUUCAUGCAGCCCCCCUGGAGAACUUGUUCCCCUUCAGCUUUUCUGUGCUGCUGCUUGCAGAGGGGGAAAAUUGGUAUUUAGGGGAGAAGACUGUAGUCUUCAGAGGACGGGGUGGUAAGGCAAGAGCAUCCURUGUGGGUCCUAGCAUGGCCUGGGUUCUUUUCCACGCAUAUCGGACUCUUUGACUUUUUAAGCUAGCUUUUUAUCAGGCCGGUGCAGUCCACRUGUCCCCUCUUUCCCCACCUCCUUUCUGAUGGCGCACGCAACCUUCCUGUGGCUUGUGGAAGGUGUCUGUAAUCCUGUGUGCUGCUUCAUGCAGGCUUGGGCAUGUUGCAGCGUGCGUGGCCUUGGUGACCGGUUUGGUGACUUCAAAGCACGUGGGGAGCUUGUCACGAGCAGCGAGUCUCGUGUCGCUGUCACCUCCCUUCUGCUUGGGGCCAUCCUUC